Messenger RNA from Suncus etruscus (white-toothed pygmy shrew), 1081 nucleotides. RefSeq names its product inhibitor of growth family member 2 (gene ING2). The record is from RefSeq and is a predicted model, not a curated record. Gene Ontology annotation, cellular component: nucleus. Bases 21 to 923 code for a protein of 300 amino acids. Lineage: Eukaryota; Metazoa; Chordata; Mammalia; Eulipotyphla; Soricidae. Gene Ontology annotation, biological process: positive regulation of DNA-templated transcription. The transcript has 2 exons.
GCAGCAGCAGCAGCAGCAGGAUGUUGGGGCAGCAGCAGCAGCAGCUCCAGCAGCUCCAGCAGUUCCAGCAGUUCCAGCAGCCGCAGCAGCCGCCGCAGCCGCACCUCUACCCGUCGGCCGCGCUGCUGAGCGGGGAGCGCAGCCGGCUGCUCAGCUGCUACGUGCAGGACUACCUCGAGUGCGUCGAGUCGCUGCCCCACGACAUGCAGAGGAACGUGUCGGUGCUGCGGGAGCUGGACAACAAAUAUCAGGAAACAUUGAAGGAAAUUGAUGACGUCUAUGAAAAAUAUAAGAAAGAAGAUGAUUCACAGCAGAAAAAACGCCUGCAGCAGCUCCUGCAACGGGCACUCAUCAACAGCCAGGAACUGGGGGACGAGAAGAUCCAGAUCGUCACGCAGAUGCUGGAGCUGGUGGAGAACCGGGCGCGGCAGAUGGAGCUGCACUCGCAGUGUUUCCAGGACCCGGCUGAAGGCGAGCAGGCCUCCGACAGGGCCAAGCUGGAUUCAGGCCCGCCAGAGAGGUCUUCGCGGAGACCCCGGAGGCAGCGCACCAGCGAGAGCCGAGACCUGGGCCACAUGGCCAAUGGCCUGGACGACUACGAUGAGCAGCCGCCCAAGGAGAAGAAGCCCAAGUCGGCCAAGAAGAAGAAGCGCUCCAAGGCCAAGCAGGAGCGCGAGGCUUCACCUGUGGAGUUCGCCAUUGACCCCAACGAGCCCACGUACUGUCUAUGCAACCAAGUGUCUUACGGGGAAAUGAUCGGCUGCGACAACGAACAGUGUCCCAUCGAGUGGUUCCACUUCUCGUGUGUGUCACUCACCUACAAACCCAAGGGGAGGUGGUACUGCCCCAAGUGCAGGGGAGAUAACGAGAAAACCAUGGACAGAAGCACGGAAAAGACGAGAAAGGAGAGGAGAGCGAGGUAGUGAGGCCGUUGCCGUCCCUCAGGCGAAGGGGGCCCUUGUCUUUUAUAGAACUCUUUCAGAAUUUGCUUUCUGGAGAUGUUUUAGGGUAAAGCGCAUAAGACUAUGCAAUAAUUUUUAAUCAUUAGUAUUAACAGUGUAUUAAAAGUUGUUGUACUUUG